AUGCUAAUAACCUCUCCGCCGAUACCUCAGUUCAAAUCCCUCUCCCUCGUCACCCCAUUCCUCCCCGCCGCCGCUACCCCGUUCGUAAGUCCCUUCAGGCCCGCAACCACCACCACCGCGCCGCGGCCCUCCGUCUCCUUCCCCGUCAUCAGGGCGAUGAGGUCCCUGCAGGGUAAGGUGGUCUGCGCCACCAGCGACAAGACGGUGGCGGUGGAGGUCGUCCGCCUGGCCCCGCAUCCCAAGUACAAGCGCCGCGUGAGGAAGAAGAAGAAGUACCAGGCCCACGACCCGCUGAACCAGUUUAAUGUCGGGGACCUGGUCCAGCUCGAGAAGGGCCGGCCCAUUAGCAAAACCAAGACUUACUGGGCCGUUUCUGUCCCGCCGCGGACCAGACCCAAGCCCAAGGAGGGAGCCGAGCGGGUGCCGCCCAAGGAGCUGGGGAUUCCGUUGGAGUCAGAUAGCUGA
Molecule: messenger RNA, 465 nt
Organism: Striga asiatica
Lineage: Eukaryota; Viridiplantae; Streptophyta; Magnoliopsida; Lamiales; Orobanchaceae
Source: the annotation of a GenBank genome assembly